Molecule: messenger RNA, 531 nt
Organism: Paraphaeosphaeria sporulosa
Lineage: Eukaryota; Fungi; Ascomycota; Dothideomycetes; Pleosporales; Didymosphaeriaceae
Exons: 2
Coding region: 1-531 (176 amino acids)
Source: RefSeq, a predicted model, not a curated record
AUGAGUAUGAGGGAUCUGCGGCUGCUGGCAGAGAAUGCACGACGUGUUGAGGAGGUUAUACUGGACAUUGAACGCGCGUUUAUUCCCGUUGUAAGGGGCGAGAUGUGUGUGGCAUCCUGGGGCGGGAAAGAGUGUCGCAUUUACUCCGUGGAUACCUCGCAUCCGGCCAUUUUGACGCCGACGGAAAGAGCGAGGGUCUUCUGGGCGUACUAUCAGGUCAUGCGUCUUAUGCUGUGUGAUGAGGAUACUAUCUUCGCGGAGAUGGCGUUGAUGCGGUUACGGAACCUUUUCUACGUCAAUGAGAUGGCGCACUGGAUUCGGGCUCGCUGUGCGGACUGGGGUCUUAUCUAUGUAGUAAGAGCGUCGGGGAGGGCGAUCGAGAGGGUGUAUCAAGAGCAGUAUGGGUGUGCGGCGCCGGAAUUUCAGAGUCCGUUGGAUUUCGAGCGGCCAGUUGUGCUGUUUGUUGUCUGGGAUUGCUGGCAGGGGAGGUUGGACAAUAUAGUGAGGAGGGGGUCGGAGGGGGAUGGGUAA